CGCCAAGCCAGAACGUGAGUGUAUGUCCGUGUGGGCGAGUGCGCGCGAGUGCACAGGGGGAUGGCAAGGGACGGACACGUGUUUGUGCUUUGCGAAGGCAAUCGCUGAUGAUGUGACCGUGACUCGCGCAAACCUCAACACCGAACACAAACACCUCUUCGUUUGUUCGUUCGUGUGUUCAAGCGACACGAAUCAAGCAGCGAGCCCCACAACAUCCAAAACCCGACAACGACAAGCAAUAAGCAAGCGAGCGAGCGGGCCAGGAAGAAGCACACACGUCAACAACAAACCUGAGAAAGGCAAGGGGCAGGCUGGACGACAAUUUGUGGAUAUCUUCCAUGCAUAUUCGAUAUUGCCGGACACACGCACACACAAACAGACCGAGCAAACGAUGAUGAGCGAGGAGGAGAAGGCUGUUUUGCAGCUGGCUGAGGGCGAGCCGCAGGACAUCCAAGGCUGGGCCGUGAAGAUCCUGAAUACGGCCAACCCAGCAGAUAAGGUUGCGUUGACGCAGCGCGCAGCAGACCUGUGGUACAGCGGCGCACUGACCCAUGAUUCCCCAAGUACACCACCAGACAUGCCUGGCCGAGAGGCCUCCCUUCAGGUUGUUGAGCCUCGCGAUAUGAAGUUGGGCAAAGGAGGCACCCUGAGCAGUCGCAUUGCAAUUCUGCACUCUCUCGCUAACAUCGAACAAUGGGCGAUUGACCUGGCAUGGGACAUGAUUGCCCGGUUUGGAGGCGUGAAGGUUGGCGAACAGCAGGAACCCUUGCCUCGCGACUUCUUCACCGACUUCGUUCGCGUGGCUGAGGACGAAGGGCGGCAUUACAGCAGCCUCUCCAACAGACUGGUGCAGCUUGGCUCAAAGUUUGGCGAACUGCCAGUGCACAACGGUCUGUGGCAGAGCGCCUCUGAGACGAUGCACGACCUGCGUGCGCGUCUGGCGAUUGUGCAUAUGGUGCACGAAGCGCGCGGCCUCGAUAUCACCCCAUUUACCAUCCAGAAGUUUGAGCGCAACAACGACCAGCACAGCGCAGACUUGCUCAAGGUCAUCUACGAGGAAGAGAUUACACACGUGACCGCUGGCGUGCGCUGGUUUAGGCACGUGUGCAAGGUGGAGGAUGCUGAGCAAGACCCCAUUCCGGUCUUCCAUGAUCUCGUGAAGAAGCACUUUCACGGCUUCCUGAAGCCGCCUUUUAACGACGAGGCCAGGACAAAGGCAGGCUUCACCCCGGAAUGGUACGAGCCGCUCGUGUCCGCGUAACAGCACAACGUACAUGCCGCUGUCAUCUCGUCAGGAGGUCGUUCAUAGUAAACAAACCAAGCGU
This is a messenger RNA of Salpingoeca rosetta, 1325 nucleotides long. RefSeq names its product Rieske domain-containing protein. Bases 23 to 1261 code for a protein of 412 amino acids. Lineage: Eukaryota; Choanoflagellata; Craspedida; Salpingoecidae. The transcript is spliced from 11 exons. The record is from RefSeq and is a predicted model, not a curated record.